Messenger RNA from Rotaria socialis, 536 nucleotides. The record is from the annotation of a GenBank genome assembly. NCBI's taxonomy places the organism in Eukaryota, Metazoa, Rotifera, Eurotatoria, Philodinida, Philodinidae.
CAAAUAUUAAUCCAUCGAAUGAAAUCAUUACAGCUACAUUAAAUGAUUUAACAGAUAUGGCACGUGAUGAUGAUCAACAUGAUUUACCAACAACAAACAAUUUCGAACCAAUAUCCCCAGCUGAUAUUCAAGCAGAUUCAACACCAAAACGACAAAAAACAUUAACGAAAGCAGAACGUCGACGUAUCCACAAUCGUACGUAUACUUUGAAACAACGUAAACGAUAUUGCAAAACUGAAAUUAUAGUUUCUAAUAUUGAUCGUCGAUUUACAAUCAAAGAAAUUAAAGGAAUUAUUAAAUCUUAUAGUGUUCCAUAUUCUGCGGUAAAUUUUUCCACUUCAUCAAAUACUCGAAAACGAUCAGUACAUAUUGGCAUACGGAAUCCAUCACAACUUAAUGAUUAUCAAAAUCAAAUCGACCAUUUAUUUACACCUUCGCAUUACAAUCGCUUCAUUGAUGAUCAACGAACACAUAGAUCUAGGGAUGUGCAGUUUCAGUUUACUGAUGACUGCCAGCACCGGUAUACUGAGCACUGA